Molecule: messenger RNA, 2847 nt
Organism: Coregonus clupeaformis (lake whitefish)
Lineage: Eukaryota; Metazoa; Chordata; Actinopteri; Salmoniformes; Salmonidae
Product: peroxisome proliferator-activated receptor alpha
Exons: 7
Coding region: 974-2383 (469 amino acids)
Biological process (GO): hormone-mediated signaling pathway; negative regulation of transcription by RNA polymerase II; cell differentiation
Cellular component (GO): nucleus
Molecular function (GO): nuclear receptor activity; RNA polymerase II cis-regulatory region sequence-specific DNA binding; zinc ion binding
Source: RefSeq, a predicted model, not a curated record
CCUGUCGCCGCAUAUAUCCCUCAGUGGAUUGGGUUGGUGAGGCCAGCCCUGUCGCCCCAUAUAUCCCUCAGUGGAUUGGGUUGGUGAGGCCAGCCCUGUCGCCCCAUAUAUCCCUCAGUGGAUUGGGUUGGUGAGGCCAGCCCUGUCGCCCCAUAUAUCCCUCAGUGGAUUGGGUUGGUGAGGCCAGCCCUGUUGCCGCAUAUAUCCCUCAGUGGAUUGGGUUGGUGAGGCCAGCCCUGUCGCCCCAUAUAUCCCUCAGUGGAUUGGGUUGGUGAGGCCAGCCCUGUCGCCCCAUAUAUCCCUCAGUGGAUUGGGUUGGUGAGGCCAGCCCUGUCGCCGCAUAUAUCCCUCAGUGGAUUGGGUUGGUGAGGCCAGCCCUGUCGCCCCAUAUAUCCCUCAGUGGAGUGGGUUGGUGAGGCCAGCCCUGUCGCCGCAUAUAUCCCUCAGUGGAUUGGGUUGGUGAGGCCAGCCCUGUCGCCCCAUAUAUCCCUCAGUGGAUUGGGUUGGUGAGGCCAGCCCUGUCGCCCCAUAUAUCCCUCAGUGGAUUGGGUUGGUGAGGCCAGCCCUGUCGCCCCAUAUAUCCCUCAGUGGAUUGGGUUGGUGAGGCCAGCCCUGUCGCCGCAUAUAUCCCUCAGUGGAUUGGGUUGGUGAGGCCAGCCCUGUCGCCCCAUAUAUCCCUCAGUGGAUUGGGUUGGUGAGGCCAGCCCUGUCGCCCCAUAUAUCCCUCAAUCUAACAGGCCUGUGUUGCUCACACCACAAGACUAAGGGGUUAAACAUUAAUGCUAGCUCUGCUCAACUGCUCACACACACACAUAUGCGUACACACACACACAAACCCAGUCACACAUAGUCACACACACACACACUAAUCGACAGGGCAUGUAGUCAAAGACGAGGGUCGGGAAGGGAGACUUUGAGUGUUGGGAUCAGGAAAGUCUGAUGAGUGAUCCUCCCCCUGAUCCCGUCCUCCGUCAUGGUCGACAUGGAGAGCCACUGCCGGCCGCCGUCCCCCCUGGAGGAUUCGGUGCUGGGCAGCCCGCUGUGUGGGGACUUCAUCGGGGGCAUGGAGGAGCUGCAGGACAUCUCCCAAUCCAUCGACGGUGACGCCCACAGCUCCUUUGACGUCCCUGAGUACCAGUCCCAGUCGAGUAACGGCUCUGGCUCUGAAGGAUCCACCAUUCUAGAUGCUCUGACCCCAGCCUCCAGCCCGUCGUCGGGAGUGUAUGGGGCAAUCGCAGGGCAGGAGGAGUUCUCCUCCACCUCUCUCAACCUGGAGUGUCGGGUGUGUGCCGACCGCGCCUCCGGAUACCACUACGGCGUUCACGCCUGUGAGGGCUGCAAGGGUUUCUUUCGGCGGACCAUCCGCCUCAAGCUGGAAUAUGACAAGUGUGAGCGCCGCUGUAAGAUCCUGAAGAAGAACCGGAACAAGUGCCAAUACUGCCGCUUCCAGAAGUGCCUGUCUGUGGGCAUGUCCCACAACGCGAUCCGUUUUGGUCGGAUGCCCCAGUCAGAGAAGCUGAAGCUGAAGGCAGAGAUCCAGACGGGGGACAGGGAGGUGGAGGACCCCCAGCAGGCCGACCAGAAGACCCUGGCCAGGCACAUCUACGAGGCCUACCUCAAGAACUUCAACAUGAACAAGGCCAAAGCACGCACCAUCCUCACCGGAAAGACCAGCACUCCACCAUUUGUCAUCCACGACAUGGAGACGCUGCAGCUGGCAGAGCAGAACCUGGUGGCCAAGAUGGUGGGCACGGCCGGGGGCCAUCUGCUGGAGAAGGAGGCUGAGGUCCGCAUCUUCCACUGCUGCCAGUGCACCUCCGUGGAGACAGUCACAGAGCUGACUGAGUUCGCCAAGUCUGUCCCCGGCUUCUCCAGCCUGGACCUGAACGACCAGGUGACUCUGCUGAAGUACGGAGUGUACGAGGCACUGUUCGCCCUGCUGGCCUCCUGUAUGAACAAGGACGGCCUCCUGGUGGCCUACGGAUCGGGCUUCAUCACCAGGGAGUUCCUCAAGAGUCUGAGGAGGCCCUUCAGCGACAUGAUGGAACCCAAGUUCCAGUUCGCCAUGAAGUUCAACGGGCUGGAGCUGGAUGACAGUGACCUGGCCUUGUUUGUGGCCGCCAUCAUCUGCUGUGGAGACCGUCCUGGCCUGGUGAACGUUGGCCACAUCGAGCGAAUGCAGGAGAACAUUGUUCAGGUGCUGCGGCUCCACCUGCUGGCCAACCACCCAGACGACACCUUCCUCUUCCCCAAGCUGCUGCAGAAACUGUCCGACCUCCGGCAGCUGGUCACCGAGCACGCUCAGUUGGUCCAGGAGAUCAAGAAAACAGAGGACAUGUCGCUCCACCCCCUGCUGCAGGAGAUCUACAGAGACAUGUACUGAGAUACUGAGCCUAGAAAGGAGGUUGCCCGCUAUUUUGGGGACAACUGCGUGAACAGUCUCUCUGAACAGUCCCACCGUGAUAGGAUUGAACCACUGGACCCCCAGAUGCAGGGUUGCUCAUCUUUCUCGGGAGAGAUGAAUCCCAGACAGGACAGGACAGGACAAUAGGACUAUACUCUGGGCACCUGCAGUGGGGUCCACUACUCCCACAGGGACCUAUAGGGCCGUAUUAUCUGUGUGGAGGGGCAAUAUGAAGCUGAAUUGAGUGUCCUGUCCCAGUGUUUGUCCUAACUAGAGAACAUGUAUUGGGUUGGGUUUAGACACCUUUGUCCAACGUCAGAAAGAAGUACACGGAUCAAAUAAUAAAUUGCUUUUUUGGGUAACAAUGACUGUGUUUAGACAGGCAGCCCAAUUCGGAUAUUGUUUUCACAAAUUGGUCUUUUGACCAAUCAGAUCAGCUCUGA